AAAACUUGGCAUUUCAGCAGAAGGUCAAGCUCAGUAGAGAAAGAAACUACCUUCCUCUGCCUGUCCAUAACUUGUUUUACCCACUUGCUUCUCUCUCUUCCUCCUCAAUUCCAUCAAACUAAUAAAAAUUUCCAUGCUUUCGAAUUUUCCAGUUCUUGAUAAUCAGUUAGGGCUUUGAAUCAAUCCAUGAGGCCGAUAAGGCUACCGGAACCACCUAGUCCCACCUUGGGAGUACCUGAGAUCUUCGAAAACGGCGGGUACAGCGUCAUUCGCCGCGCCGUCGUUAUCGGCAACGGAAUUCCCGGUUCAGAGAACCAGAGCCUCGGCUUAAUUCACGCUCUCGGCCUCGCCGAUAAUCACGUGUUAUAUAGAGUGACGAGACCAAGUGGAGGGAUAAAUGAGUGGCUCCGUUGGCUUCCGGUUUCUCUUCACAAAAUCUUGUACCACAUCAUAAUGCGGAUAUAUAGUUAUUCGCGGUUUAUAGUUUCAAGAGGGAAGAAACUUGCGCCUCUGCCUUCGGAAAAUGGUGGCAGUGUGGGCUUGUCUUCAAUCUUAGAAGCUGAUUCGAAGCAGAUUGUGAAUAUGGCUCGCGAAAGUUAUGAGAAGGAUGGCCCUUUAUUGGUAGUUGCAUCUGGCAGAGAUACUAUUUCAAUUGCAAGCUCUAUAAAACGUUUAGCAUCAGAAAAAGUUUUCCUUGUCCAGAUACAACAUCCAAGGUCAGACUUGAGUAGGUUUGACUUGGUGGUCACACCUCGUCACGAUUAUUAUGCUUUGACUCCUCAAGCACAGGAACAAAUUCCUCGGAUUAUUCGGAAGUGGAUAACUCCACAUGAAACUCCUGAUCAGCAUGUGGUUCUUACUGUGGGAGCCUUGCAUCAAAUUGAUUUUGCUGCAUUGCACAGUGCAGCUAGUACAUGGCAUGAUGAGUUCGCACCUUUGCCAAAGCCUUUGCUGGUUGUUAACAUUGGAGGGCCUACAUGUCGCUGUCGUUAUGGAACGGAGCUUGCUCAGCAGUUAUCUGCCUUUUUGACUAACGUGCUUGUGAGCUGUGGGAGUGUCAGGAUAUCUUUCUCAAAUAGGACGCCUAAGAAGGUUUCAAACAUAAUAAUCAAAGAACUUGCAAACAAUCCAAAAGUUUACAUCUGGGAUGGUGAAGAGCCAAAUCCAUAUAUGGGACAUUUAGCUUGGGCAGAUGCAUUUGUUGUCACGGCAGAUUCAGUCAGUAUGAUAAGCGAGGCUUGCAGUACUGGGAAACCUGUUUACGUGAUGGGAUCUGAGCGUUGCACAUGGAAGUUGGCUGACUUCCAUAAAUCUUUGAGAGAGAGAGGAGUGGUUCGACCAUUUACAGGAUCUGAGGAUAUUUCAGAAAGCUGGAGCUACCCACCUCUAAACGACACCGCUGAAGUUGCUCGUCGAGUCCAUGACGUGCUUGCGGAAAGAGGAUUGAGAGUGCGGCCAUAAACCUUGUUUGUAGUUGUUAACUAAUUCUUGAAACAUAUUUCGGUUUGGAAAGGGAAGUCAGGAAAUUAGGUUUGUUUGAUAGCACGUAUAGGAAUCCAACUGCAAAGCAUUGAUAGAUGUUAAAAUUAAUUAUUUUUUCCCCCAUGGGGGUUUUGAGAUAUGAUACAUGUAAAAAAUAAAGGUGAACUCAACUACUGCGGCUUGUAAUAUAGGUAGAGUGCAAGGCGUCCUUUUCUUCUUUUGUGCAGCACAAUUGAUUUCAAUUUGGCACUCGUUUCAUGUUGUGAGAAUACAUUCUCAGCUGUAUUGAGCAAAUUUUUGUUUUUCUGUGA
Molecule: messenger RNA, 1793 nt
Organism: Populus trichocarpa (black cottonwood)
Lineage: Eukaryota; Viridiplantae; Streptophyta; Magnoliopsida; Malpighiales; Salicaceae
Product: mitochondrial fission protein ELM1
Exons: 10
Coding region: 187-1461 (424 amino acids)
Biological process (GO): mitochondrial fission
Cellular component (GO): mitochondrial outer membrane
Source: RefSeq, a predicted model, not a curated record